Messenger RNA from Histoplasma mississippiense, 174 nucleotides. RefSeq lists its product as hypothetical. The record is from RefSeq and is a predicted model, not a curated record. Gene Ontology annotation, cellular component: membrane. The coding region runs from base 1 to 174 and encodes 57 amino acids. The transcript is spliced from 3 exons. Lineage: Eukaryota; Fungi; Ascomycota; Eurotiomycetes; Onygenales; Ajellomycetaceae.
AUGCCGUUCACUGCAUCCGACAUCUGCAAAAUCAUCCUCGCCAUCAUCCUGCCUCCAUUGGGCGUCUUCCUUGAACGCGGCUGUGGCGCAGAUCUGCUCAUCAACAUCUGUCUGACCAUCCUGGGCUACAUCCCCGGCAUCAUCCAUGCGCUGUACAUCAUUCUCAAAUACUAG